Molecule: messenger RNA, 2474 nt
Organism: Schistosoma curassoni
Lineage: Eukaryota; Metazoa; Platyhelminthes; Trematoda; Strigeidida; Schistosomatidae
Source: the annotation of a GenBank genome assembly
UUUAAAGGCCAAACAUACUGGGAGAUUUAAAAGUAUCCCGUGAUUGCGCACUUUUCGACUGGUUCGUAGCUGUUUUGUAUUUCUUCACUUUCCUCAUUCAACUUAACAAAUGUUUAACUGAAUAAUCCUUGAAUAAAUGUAUAUCCUCAAGCCACACUGCUUUCAGAACGUGAUAAAAAUCUUUCUAGCAUGGCGCAUCUUUUGACCGCAGACAAAUUGGCUGAGAUCAAAAAUUAUGAGGAGCAAAUGUUUGAUUACUUUUCCCACUACUCAGCGAAGCUUCGCGAGUGGUACGCAAAUGGUGGUGACAAGUCCGAAGAUUACAAGGCUCAGUAUGACAAACUUACGGAGGAGUACUACAGAUACCUUAAGUAUAUCCAACGUUUAAGAAGCAUGACAACAGUGGGAUAUGACGUCUCCCAUCAAGUCGAAGCUAGCACCAUUCAAAACAUCCAACGUCAAACUACUGAUAGUGUUCCAAACUCAAAUACAACCUAUUCGGCAUCUGCUGCUGCCGACUACACUCGUUACUAUCAGAAUAUGAUUAGUUAUUUUGGAAAACUUUUGGAGUCUGUUCAGCAAAAUGAUCCUGAGUUCAAUGAGAGCUCCGAUGAGGAGAAUAAAGACAAAGAGAAAAUAAAACCAGAUGGGACUGUGGAUCUCGAUAAUGCAGUUUCAGAAGAAAAGAAGGCCCUCCCGGAAAACUCAGAGGUGCUGGAUCCUUGUUCUGACCCGAACGCCGUAAUGAAGGAAUAUUUUGACCGUUAUGUUAAAGCUGGAGAUUGGGAUUGGGCGUCUUGGAAUAAUUACCUUAGUUGGAUCGCUCGUACCAAUCCUCAGUGGUAUGAAAUAUUUGUGAAUUUAAGCCGAGGACUCGGCAUAGAUUGGGAUGACAUGUAUAAAAAAUGGGUCAGUUCGGUGUCAGGGGAUUCCAGUUGCAAUAAAAAUGCACCUACGUCUUAUUAUUCAGGUGACCAGAACUUUUCCCUUGCAAACUACCUUGGAUUAGGGUCCACUAAUAUACCAACUGUUUGUAAACAAAAUGUUGGAAAUGAUGACAAUGAUGACAGUGAAGGCUCGCAGCACUAUUGUGCAACUUGCAAACAAGAUUUUGGUACCGAGCGUGCGUUCAUGUUACACAUACGUGGUCUGACACAUACUCAAAGGACUCUUCAGUCUAGUGGAAUAAAUUCAUUUGACUCCAGUGUUUUAGAGGAGAACUGGGAGGUAAAACAUCACGAAUGGUUGAAAUCUCAGUAUUUAAAUGAACUUAAUUCUAUUGUUGGAUUAUCUGGAUCAUUUUACUGUGAGUUGUGUGAAGUGGAAUUCCCAUCUCACAAAGCUCUUGGUUCACAUCUUAAUGGACGUCGGCAUCGAGAAAAUGUUUUUAUUUUUGAGUCAACUGGAGAUCGUUCUUUGUUGAAGGGUAAACGUCAGGCUCAAGUAAAAGUUACUGCCAAGAUACAACCAUUUCUUGAUGUGUGUACUCAACCUCUAAUAGGACUCAAUUAUAUGAUCGAGUAUCAGUUACGGGAACUGGAUGAAUGUCUGUAUAUUUGUAGUCUCUGCAAUCAGUGGUUACCAAAAAAGUCAGUGAUAAAUCACCUGUGUAGUAUUAUCCAUCGGAAAACAUAUCUUAACACAUAUUACUUACCUCUGUUCAGAAUUAUUGACCGGGAUUAUAGUGAUAAAUCACUUCAAGCUUGUCGACUGGAGGUUUAUGCUCGUAAGAUAGAAGAUUUUGAAGGAAGGAAACGUCUUAUUAUCAAAGAACAUUCUGUAGCAGAUCUUGAUCUGCAAAGCGAAAUUAUACGUCUUAUUCAAGAACACAAUGAAGCACGUCUUUUAAAAGAGAAGUGUCAAAAUUCGGUAAGAAUUCAAAUCUUUAUUAACUUUUUAUAAUUACCUUUCUAUAAAGCCUCCGCGUACUUGUGAGCACUCCGCUUCUAAUACUCCCGUUUCGGGAGACCUUGAAGAAGGAGAAAUAAGAGAAGAUUCUUCUGAUGAAGAAACAAAUACUGCAGAAGUGAGCUCUCCAGAUUCUGACUCAAGUUUUUAUGCACGUUACAAUGUUAUCAUGAGAUCAAUCGAUAAAAAAAGAAACAGUGUUACCGAUGUUGACACAAGCAAUUCAAACAGAAAGUCUCAAUUUCUUGUGGAUACUAUUAUAUCAGAAAACAAGGAUAUACAACUGAACGGAGAAUUUGUAGAGGAUAUAACAAUCACAGAUGAGGAUUGUGAAAAAUAUAUGUACGUUGACAUUCAGUUUACUUGGUAUUUUGCAUAUUCUAGUUUUUGAAAAGUCAAGUACUUUAGGUUUAAAAUAUAUUGGUUAUACGGAUCAACAGAUUGCUAGUUAUAAUCGUAUAACAAGCUGUUACAUACUAUCUGAUAAUAUGACGCUACUCAUAGUUGACAUUCUUCCGUGAAAUCCUUUUUCUUUAUCGACCAUUGUCACAUAUCUUUACUUGGAG